Messenger RNA from Hevea brasiliensis (rubber tree), 732 nucleotides. RefSeq lists its product as uncharacterized. The record is from RefSeq and is a predicted model, not a curated record. The transcript has a single exon. NCBI's taxonomy places the organism in Eukaryota, Viridiplantae, Streptophyta, Magnoliopsida, Malpighiales, Euphorbiaceae. Bases 1 to 732 code for a protein of 243 amino acids.
AUGGAGGCAAUUUUUGCACCGUCCUCUUCUGCUGAUCAAUCAGUCUCUUCUCACAAACAAAUCAGAAACCAAUCAAAGAAAAACACUAGAGGUCUCGUAUCAAGAUCCAGUGAAAACUUGGCUCCCACAAACAACAACAUCCAUAGAGGUUGUCUCUUGCUUGCUCCUCCUGCUUCUCUCUCCUUGUCCUACCCUCCUCCUUCAUUCUCAGUUCUCUAUCCACAUCAUCAGAUUCAAAGGCAAUCCCAGCCACCUCUCCUUCCUCUUCCAGUCUCCAGACCUCACAACUCUUUCCCUCCUUCUCGAACCCGAGACGUAUUUUGCCAACCUAAUUCUAGAAAAACAAAUCGAACCAGAGAUCAGUCUCUCACGCCUAAGAAAUCUAAACAGCCCAUCGCCAGAAGAGAAGAGCCCAGACAAGAUUAUUCGAAAACAAGUGAUGAAGUUCCAGUAUCGGCCAAGUCUUUUAUCAUUGCGUCGACUGUACCAUUAGGACCCGACCCCAACGAUCUACCAAAAGAUGUUUCUAAGGUUUUAUCAUCAUUACUAUCGCCUUCAUUAAUAUCAGAUAGUGGUUUGGAGAUUUUUUCAGGUUCGGUGCUAUCUCCACACCCAAGCAGCUUACCGUUGCCAAAGUUUCCUAUCAGGCCAAAACUCAGUUGCACUGCAGAAGCAGCCGGGAUUGACUUCGGAGCAACAGACGAUCUCCGGCGACUUUUACGUCUCCGGUGA